Molecule: messenger RNA, 1763 nt
Organism: Aplysia californica (California sea hare)
Lineage: Eukaryota; Metazoa; Mollusca; Gastropoda; Aplysiida; Aplysiidae
Product: arylsulfatase B
Exons: 9
Coding region: 30-1532 (500 amino acids)
Source: RefSeq, a predicted model, not a curated record
UUUGGACAACGGCUGACUCUUCACGUGAAAUGAUGACGUUAUCUCUUCGACUUUUGUUUGCUGUCUGGCUAACAGCUGUUAGUGGAAGGGACAUAAGAAACAAACAGCCAAACAUCGUGGUUGUAUUAGCAGACGACUACGGCUUCAACGACAUCGGUUACCAUGGAUCACAGAUUUUCACUCCAAAUCUUGACCAGCUGGCGUCCGAUGGAGUGAAACUGGAGAACUACUAUGUCCAGCCCAUCUGUUCACCCACUCGUAGUCAGUUGAUGUCUGGCAGGUACCAGAUCCACACAGGUCUUCAGCAUGGCCUCAUUAACUCUGGACAGCCGUCUGCUCUGCCGCUGGACAACCCCACUAUGGCGGACAAGAUGAAAGAGGCGGGUUACGCCACACACAUGGUGGGCAAAUGGCACCUGGGAUAUUUCAAGGCGGAGUACAUGCCCUUUUACAGGGGCUUCGACACGUACUAUGGCUACUUGACCGCCUGCGAGAAUUACACUAGCCACAAGCGGCUCUACCCACACGACGGAGUGGCAUAUCUGGACCUGCGUGACAACAACGGACCUAUAUAUAACGAGAGUGGACACUACUCCACGCAUCUCUUUACAGAGAAGGCGAUACAUGUGGUGCAGGCUCACGAUACCAGUAAACCUCUGUUCCUGUACUUGGCCUAUCAGUCUGUCCACGCGCCACUACAGGUUCCCGGGGAGUAUGAGAAGAAGUACAGCCACAUUCAAGAUGAGAAGCGAAGAACAUAUGCAGGCAUGGUGUCCGCCAUGGACGAAGGUAUGGGCAAUCUCACUAAGGCACUGAAGGAAAAAGGCCUCUGGGACAACACUAUUCUUGUUUUUUCUACUGACAAUGGUGGUGAAACGUAUUCUGGUGGCAACAACUUCCCUCUCCGGGGCAGGAAGUUCACUCUGUGGGAGGGCGGAUUGCACGGUGUGGGCUUUGUCACCGGCGGGAGGCUGCCGGUUAAAGGAUUGGUCAACAAUGAGCUGAUCCACGUCUCUGAUUGGUUCCCGACUCUGGUGGGUCUGGCCCAGGGCUCUCUCAACGGAACAAAGCCUUUGGACGGAUUUGACAUGUGGGACACCAUCAGCCGCGGGACGCCCAGUGAACGCACCGUCUUACUUCACAACAUUGACCCACUGUUCGCAAAACGGGGCGUGCCUUUGUACAACGACACUUUCGACACCAGCGUGCGGGCGGCUGUACGGGUUGGCGACAUGAAGCUCAUUACUGGAGACCCGGGCAAAGGAAUUUGGAUUCCGCCCCCUGGGGAGUCGUUGGAUUUCCAUAUCGAAGACGACCGACAGAAGUCACCUGAGAAGAACGUGUGGUUGUUCAACAUCACAGCUGACCCUAACGAGCACCAUGACCUGUCUGACCAGAUGCCGGACGUGGUUCUCUCCCUCCUGGGAUAUCUGGAACAGUUUAACGAGACAUCCGUGCCACCAAAUUGGCCACAUUUUGACUGGAGAAGCAGCCCGGCGAGGCAUGGCGGAGUUUACGGGCCGUGGAUGUAGUCUUUCUUAGAUUUUUUCCCCCGCUUCGUCGUUUCGGUUAUUUUUGUCACUCGUAUGUUUUGUUUUGUGUUUUAUUAUAUUAAGUUUGUCUUACUGCAAAUCUUUCUACGCUAUGUACAUCAAUGUGCCUCGCUUGAAAUCGGGAGUUACGUGACCGUUCUGCAUACAUGUAUUGUCCUAAAACAUAGAUUUAGUGCUGAAUCACUUUUGCGACGGAGCCACGUCUGUCAU